CAUUCGAAGACCAUAGUCCUGCUCAUCUACCCCUCUCUAUUUCCCCUCUAUUUGGAGCUGUCACAUACAUACGGGAUGGUCCUCUCAUUUGUCAUUGUUCAGAAUCGCCAGGGGAAGACGCGGCUUGCGAAAUGGUAUGCGCCGUAUAGCGAUGAGGAAAAAGUCAAGCUGAAGGGCGAGGUCCAUCGAUUGGUCGCCCCGCGAGACCAGAAAUACCAAUCGAAUUUCGUCGAAUUCAAGCGCAGUACCAAGAUCGUCUACCGGAGAUAUGCGGGGUUGUUCUUCUGCGCGUGCGUCGACGCCACCGAUAACGAGCUGGCGUAUCUAGAGGCCAUCCAUUUCUUUGUCGAGGUGUUGGAUCAGUUCUUUGGGAAUGUGUGUGAACUGGAUUUGGUAUUCAAUUUCUACAAGGUAUACGCUAUUCUGGAUGAGGUGUUCCUGGCGGGUGAGAUUGAAGAGACCAGCAAGCAAGUUGUGUUAACGAGGUUGGAACACUUGGAUAAGUUGGAGUGAUUGGUUCAUUAGGGGUGGAGGGAAGGACAUGGCCCUCGCAGCGGAAUUGCAUACAUGGCCACGGAUAUGGUCAUUAUAGGAGUUAGGGAUUCUUGGGCGGAUCUUCAGAUCCGGGCGUGUUUUAUAUAUCUAUCGCUUUGUUUGUUGCCAAUUUUGUCAGGCUUGCGACUGUUAAUACCCUCUGCGUCCCUCUCCGGUCAGUCUAGAUUAAUUAGUAUGGAUCAAGAGCCGUGCAAAGCGCUUAAUCAAGGCAUUUAUAGCCGU
This is a messenger RNA of Aspergillus sclerotioniger CBS 115572, 777 nucleotides long. Its product is annotated as AP-2 complex subunit sigma. The coding region runs from base 76 to 513 and encodes 145 amino acids. Gene Ontology annotation, biological process: clathrin-dependent endocytosis; protein transport. Gene Ontology annotation, cellular component: intracellular membrane-bounded organelle; AP-2 adaptor complex. The transcript has 5 exons. Gene Ontology annotation, molecular function: clathrin-cargo adaptor activity. The record is from RefSeq and is a predicted model, not a curated record. Lineage: Eukaryota; Fungi; Ascomycota; Eurotiomycetes; Eurotiales; Aspergillaceae.